GCGUAGCCACAAGACCGUUUCCGGUGUAGAGCAUAGCAACGGAAGUUUGAAAAAACUGACUUCAGUUAUUGCAAAGGUCUUCACAUUUGUAGCAUGGCAUCGGAAGUUGAGGAAACGCUGAAGAGAAUUUCAGGUCUGAAAGGCGUUUUAGGAAGUAUUGUCAUCAGCUCUGAUGGUAUUCCCAUCCGAACAACACUGGACAACUCUACAACUGUACAGUAUGCUGGAUUGCUCACUGCCCUUGUUGCUAAAGCACGCUCAGUUGUUCGUGAUUUAGAUCCAAGCAACGACCUGAGCUUCUUACGCAUUCGAUCUAAAAAGAGUGAGAUCAUGUGUGCACCCUGUCGCGACUACCUGCUGGUUGUGAUCCAAACUUCAGAGACACCAUAAUACUAGAUGUAUUGAUUACUACCUUUCUAUAAAUAUUCACCCUUGCAGAAAUAAAGCUCACUUUCAUUUCAUUCAAGCCAAAAAAUGAUAUAUUUUUAUUUCAUGCAAUAUAACUUCCUGUUAAAUUGACAUUCUACACUGUACUGUUGUAUGAACAAUUUUAUGUUCAUUUACAGGCCAGCAGCUGCAAGAGCUUUGAAUAAAAUGUUUACACAGUGUCCAUAAAACUAACUGACAAGAAUUAAUUUGGGAUUCAGGACAAACAGAAAAAAACAUUAGACCAAGAAACAGAAGAGAAAAUUAUUUGAUAACACAAAAGAUUUAAAAUUUCUUGCAGUAAAAUGGUAUCUGAUUUUUGUUAGCAUGUAUGCAUGUGUGUGUGUGUGUGUGUGUGUGUUUAUACCUGCAUUCUUAAUGAUUACAUUUUUUAUAUUUACUGUAUAAAAUUCAGUUUUACAUACUGCAAAAUUUGUGGGGAUAAUAAAGAAUAUAAAAUGUU
Pomacea canaliculata is the source of this 889-nucleotide messenger RNA. Its product is annotated as dynein light chain roadblock-type 2-like. Gene Ontology annotation, cellular component: cytoplasmic dynein complex; cytoplasm. Gene Ontology annotation, biological process: microtubule-based movement. Gene Ontology annotation, molecular function: dynein intermediate chain binding. The record is from RefSeq and is a predicted model, not a curated record. The transcript has 4 exons. The coding region runs from base 94 to 390 and encodes 98 amino acids. Lineage: Eukaryota; Metazoa; Mollusca; Gastropoda; Architaenioglossa; Ampullariidae.